Penicillium antarcticum is the source of this 1083-nucleotide messenger RNA. RefSeq lists its product as uncharacterized. Bases 1 to 1083 code for a protein of 360 amino acids. Lineage: Eukaryota; Fungi; Ascomycota; Eurotiomycetes; Eurotiales; Aspergillaceae. The record is from RefSeq and is a predicted model, not a curated record. The transcript has a single exon.
AUGAGAUACAACAUUCUUGAUACCAGGCCUCGGGGCUUGACCAUCAUCACUGAUCUUUCCGCUGCACUUUCGGACGGGGCGUUUUUGAGGUCCAGGUCCUGGGAAUCUCCUGUUGACGCCUCCGCUACUUUGCCUGCUGCACCUGCUCCCUCGCCCGUCUCUGAGAGCUCAUAUGGGAGUGCACCCAUGUCCAUUCCUUCAGAGAGCCCUUCUUCCAUCGCUUCUCCUGAUGGUCUUGCUCCCUUACCCAUUCCCUCCGAGAUCUUGUAUGGAAGUGGCCCCCGGUCCAUGUCCUCCGAGUCAUCUUAUGCUCCUGCCCCAGCUGUCUCACCUCGUGCUUCUGUUUCCACUCUGGUAACUUCUCACAUCUCUACCGUCAUCCUUCCAUUUGAAUCCUCUUAUUCUCUUUCGCGCUUUCUGGACUCUCCUCCUCGCACCUUUGCCCACACCGAAGCUGCUGGAUCUGAUAUUCAACCCCCAACUGUCCAGCCAUCUCAUAUUGUCACCCCCCUACCCUUUCAUCCGAACAACAUCAUGCCCGAAGUCUCUGAGGAUCUGGAGCGCCAACAACGCCCUCGCUGGCAGGAUUCUUCACUGAAUCCCGCGAUGUCAGCGAGUGAUCCAAUCCUGGACGCCUGGAAUGAAGCUCGCAUCCAAGCAUCCGAAGACGAGCUGCUCGCCAUGAUGGCCACCAGCCACAACAACCCGCCACACCAUUUCACCAACGAUGGUGAGAUGAGCGACUUGGGCCUCGAUGAUCUCGAUGGCCUUCUCCACGAGAUGGAGACCGGCAUGGAGGCAGCUACAAAGCAAAAGCCCGCCACCCCCGAGCGUCCCACCAAGCGCACCAAGGGCAAGAAGGCUCGCAAGAGCACCCCGGCCGUCGUCAACCCCGAGGUGACCCGUACGUUGCGCAGCAACACAACCCAGAAGACGGCCGAGUCUGCCGCCACUGCCAAAUGUACGUAUAAACCUCAGUUGUCAUUCAUUCUUUCACUCUUUGUUUGCUUGCUUGUCAGAUUGGGCUUACUUGUGCGUUACACUGAGAUCAUUGAGUUGAUUGCUAACGAUCUUGCUGAUUAG